This is a messenger RNA of Saccharomycopsis crataegensis, 1290 nucleotides long. RefSeq lists its product as uncharacterized. Gene Ontology annotation, cellular component: high-affinity iron permease complex; plasma membrane; fungal-type vacuole membrane. The transcript has a single exon. The coding region runs from base 1 to 1290 and encodes 429 amino acids. Lineage: Eukaryota; Fungi; Ascomycota; Saccharomycetes; Ascoideales; Saccharomycopsidaceae. The record is from RefSeq and is a predicted model, not a curated record. Gene Ontology annotation, molecular function: ferrous iron transmembrane transporter activity. Gene Ontology annotation, biological process: iron ion transmembrane transport.
AUGUGGGUCAAUCUCGGGGACUAUUUCUCGUUAGAUAUAUUCUUCAUCAUGUUUCGUGAGACUUUGGAAUGCGUGAUUAUUGUGUCUGUGCUACUUGCAUUUCUUGAGCAGAACCAAGAAUUCGUCAAGGAUAACACCGAAGAACCACCAUUAUUAUCAUCAGAAAUUGAUAGAGAAGCUGUCAAUGAAAAUAUAUCCGAUAACUUCUUGUAUAAUAACCUCCGGCUUCAAGUUUGGUUUGGGGCAUUUUGUGGAGUGGUUGCAUGCUUGAUCAUCGGGGCGCUUUUUAUCUUGGUGUUUUAUCAACUUGAUAUCGAUCUUUGGUCAAAAUCAGAACAUUAUUGGGAAGGAGUUUUCAGUAUCUUAGCGUCAAUUAUCAUUUCCAUCAUGGGGGUUGGGAUGCUACAAUUGAAUAAAUUGGAAAAGAAAUGGCACGUGAAGUUGUUCAAUGUGCUUGGUAUUGAUGCUGCUACCACUGCGCAAGAGAACCAUGAAGAAAAUUUUGUGAUCCAGUCUUCUAACGCCAGCUUCAGGGGCAAGGUAGUGUCGAAGAUCCAAGUUUUGAAAAAUAAAAUUAGACAACUCACCACCAGACAUAGCUUGUUCAUUUUGCCAUUCAUCACCACUUUAAGAGAAUGCCUUGAAUCAAUUCUUUUCAUUGGGGGUAUUGGAAUGACCGCUCCUCCAAAAACUUAUCCAGGCUCUAUUAUAUUUGGCAUUGGUUGUGGGUUCUUUGUUGGGGUUUUGAUAUACGAGAGCGGAACCUCGUCAGGAUCAGCCCAAAGGUUCAUGAUAUAUUCUACUAGUUUGUUGUACUUGAUCUCUGCCGGAUUGAUCUCCAAAGGUAUUUGGCAAUUUGAAUUGCAGAAAUUUAUUGAUUUAUGCGGAGGGUUGGAUGUUUCAGAAGUUGGGUCGGGACCGGGGUCAUAUGAUGUUGACAACAUUGUGUGGCAUGUCGAUUGUUGCAAUGGGGAGAUUGACGGACCAUGGAUGAUCUUCACUGCAAUCUUGGGCUGGAACAACAGUGCGACGUUUGGCAGUGUUGCUAGCUAUAUAAUCUACUGGCUUGUGAUUGUGGGGUGUUUCAGGGCGAUAAAGUUUGAAAAUCAACACGGAUAUUAUCCAUAUAUUCCUUACAAAUGGCAGCUCAAGAAGAUCAAGAAGAAUUAUAACACUCUCAUAGGAUUGAAGAGGCAAGUGCACGGGGUGAUUGGGUUUGAUAGUAUUUGUGAAGCUGAAGGAGGAUCACUUAGACCGUCUGAAGACAGUACCACUAGGUUGCUUGGGUAG